This is a messenger RNA of Prunus armeniaca (apricot), 549 nucleotides long. Lineage: Eukaryota; Viridiplantae; Streptophyta; Magnoliopsida; Rosales; Rosaceae. The record is from the annotation of a GenBank genome assembly.
AUGAUGCUCGUAUGUGCCAGUUGGGUGCUUUUGUUCUUCCACCUCAGUUUUGACGAUGAAAUCCUAAGCUCUGUUAUCAACUGUGGUUACAAAUCUAUGAUAUUUGAUUCGGUUAUCAUAUUAAUUGAGAACAAUAUCGCAGUUUUCUGUCCAGGCUUAACAGAUGGCUCACUGGGAGACAUGUUUUACUUUCAUUCUUUCUGCAGUCUAGGUCUGAUCGUUGAUCUAGUGCAAGAUAUUAGGGCCAUGAACGGCGAAGCUGUCCAUGCAAAUCCAAGGAAGACUGGAAUGAUCAUUCUCGGAGGGGGCCUGCCCAAACACCACAUUUGCAAUGCCAACAUGAUGCGUAAUGGUGCGGAUUAUGCUGUCUUCAUCAAUACUGCACCAAAGUUUGAUGGGAGUGAUUCUGGAGCUCAUCCGGAUGAGGCUGUAUCAUGGGGGAAAAUACGGGGUUCUGCUAAAACUGAGGUACAUUGCAAUGCAACAAUUGCUUUCCCUUUGCUGGUUGCUGAAACAUUUGCCAAGAAAGCUGUCGAGACCAUGACUUAA